AUGGGAGUCGGCUGGGAGGAUGACAAGCGUGCAGCCGAAGGGUCUUUACUGGCAAAGCCAAGAAGGUUCAACCCCUGCGAGUAUCAAUCAUCACGUUCACAUCGGAGAGGAUUCAAGAGGGGUUCAAAGAUGCCAAUUGAGACAGAUGCCUUUGCCGAUGGAAAGUUUGAAUUUGAUCCUGGCCCUCAACCUUCUCAGGAGCUAGGGCAGCUCCUGACUCUCUUGCGUAGAUUCGGUGGUGCUAGACUUGAUGAAGACCUGACGCGUGAUGCGGAGAUGCGAGUUCGAUCUGAUAAACGUUUUCGAGAGGCGCUUUGCAAGGAGAAGGCUGCAAUCACAGCAGUUCUGCAAACUUGUCUUGAGAAGGUCAAUGGCCAGCUUGAAAGGGGCGAGGAGAUUUGCCAGAAGGCUCACUUCCCUCUUUUGAACCCGCGGGACUUUGACGACUUGGAGUCCUUUGCGCGUCAUGACCACUUUGCCGUGGACUUGCGAGUGGACAAGGUAGAUGAAGCAUUGCAGAAGCUGGUGAGCAGUUUACUUGGCAUUGUCUGGACAAACGUCCAUGUUGAGAACCAGAGCAAAGCCAAGUCUUUGGAUCUUUUCUGUCAGGCAUUGCAAGAACGCAUGGAGACAUUGGAGUACCACCUGAAAGAUCGCUCGAAACAAUUGUCCAACUGCAGGCACGCAUACUUUCUCGAGAUCACCCACUUGCGAAACCAGCUGUAUAUCAAGAGCCAAUCUGACGAUGAGAACUUUGAGCCGGUGGAGGCUUAUUUCUUUGACCCGACAGAGUAUUUGGAGGAGGAGUUGCGUCAGCAAUUGAACGACAAGAUCACCUUGAGUGUGAAGGUGUACAAAGAAAGGUUGAACGAAAAGUGUCGAGAAAUUGCAGAUUUGCAGCUUCAACUCGAAACUUUAGAGGCUCUCAAUGCUGCGCGAAAUGAAGAUAAUUUGGAGAGCCAUCUGCAGAUAGCGUGCAACCGCCACGGGGCGAAAAACACCGUGGAAACCUUGGCGAAGGUUGCUGAGAAGGAGAUGAAAGAAUGGGCCCAGAUGGCUCGAGGAGGUAAAACACCCCAGGGAUCUGCUAUGGAAGCAUCGUUCGAGACAUCGCCCGCUCGUUUGGAGCAGAUGCGACAGGCCAUGAUGCAGGCGGCGCAGGAAGCAGAACAAGAGCGAAGUGCCAGGCUUGAAGCGGAGAAGUCGCUCCAAGAAGCUUUGCAACAAAUCCAGCAGUUGAAGAAUGAGAUCGAUGCUUUGAAACAACGCCUUGAAGCAGGUCAUCCUCCAGCCAAAGUAGAAGUUCCGGCACCUGUGCAGGUCGGUAACAUGAUCGACCCGAAAGAGAUGGAUGAGCUGCGGAAGGAGUUAGCAAGGAUGAAGCUGCAACUGGACAAAGAGCGAAGUCGCAAUGCAGAGUUGGAGCUCCUUCAGGAGGCCAAAGCAUCAGAGACAAGGGCAAAACUGGAGGAUUAUGAAGACACCCAUGCAGUGCUCAAGGAAGCGCAAGAAGUUCACAAAACCAAGACUGACGAUGCAGGUCCGACAGAGAGCCUCACUGCUUGCGCUGAGCAAGUAGUCACUGCUUUGAAAGAACGUUCCCAUGAGCUGGAAUCAUUGCGGAGCCUUUCAAAGAAUGCAAUGAGUCCACCAGGUUCACGGCAGGGAAGCAAAAGCCGCAUGGGCAGCCGCCAAACCACCGGCCACCUUGACCGGACUGAUGAGGCGGAGGAUUCGGAGGUUGAGAACAUCGAUUUUGAUGGAGAGCCUGCUGAAGGCUGUCAGCACCGUGAGGCUCAGACGAAUGUCACCUGUGCUAGCGGCAGCUUCUAUCUGUUGGAGGCACUUGAGACGCCGGAGGAGGAAGCUAUCAAGAAUGAGCUGGAGGAGCUCCAAGCCUGCAUGGACAACGCGUUUGAUGCUGCCUUGGGCACUAUCCGUGGAUGCCUGAAGCCGCCCAGGGGCCAGGGCACAAAUCGUUGCUCUCGGGGCGCCUUCCUCCGUUUGUUCCAUGGGGUCAGGAGCCGCCUUGGUCGCUACGAUCAGCUGAUUGAGAGGAUCAACUCCAUGCGAAGAGCAGAGCUGGAACAAGUGCUCGAAGGAGUUCACUUCCUCAUGGAAUCCAGCCUCCCAGAUGAAGACAUUGGUCUACGCGAUGCCAUUUUUGGCAAAGGUAUUACAAAGGUGAUGUUGGAGGAAACCCGAGAUCAGGACUUCUCUGCCUUGGUGAAACGUUGGCGUGGACACUGUGGGCGCAUCGUGGGCCAUCUUGUUGGAUCAAGGGCCAAUAUCUUCCUUGAGGCCCAUCCAGGCCGACGGAUCUUCAUUCCGUUGCCUGGCACCGUCCCUAGUCAUGAUGGUGGCACUGGUGGUGGACUGCAAGCACGACAAAGAAAGGACUUCAGCCCAACACGACAGCAGCUCUUCGAAGGUCUUUCUGAUUAUGGAGGUGAAUCUCCAUGCUCCACCAUGAGAGGGCGCAAGUUCUCAACAUCCAGGUCGCCUCGAAAGGGCAAUCCUGGCAAUCCAUCACCAAUGCCCAGUGGACGAUGCAGUGUUUGCAGAUCGCAGAGCCCUUGCAGUGACAUCGCUGUGGAGGGCAGGGCUUUGCAGUCUUUUGCUGCUGAUGGCAGCCCCAUUAGCCUGGCUCGUUUCAGAGAAGGCCGCGGCAUCGGUGCUUUGGAGUGGGAGCGCUGUGUUGCAGCGGCAGAAGGAUUGGAGCCAACAGAGCAGUUGCGAGGUGAUGGCCUUCGUCGGAACAGGUCACCUGGAGCACCUGAUGCUCCCAGAACUGCUCGGUCACCUGAUGGCCUCACAAGGUCACCCUCUGUCUCUGCCAGAGAGGUUCGUCUACGUGAAGCGAGAGCUGGCAAACUCCGUGAAGAAGUUCUCGAACGCUUGGCUGUGGAGGCUGACAAGUGGCAUGCCUUGGACCUUUCGUAUGUAGAGGAGCCGGCAACGUCCGGAGAUUUGCAUCCUGUGGAAGUAUGCGCUCAGCAUGGAGAUCUGCCAACUGUGGAGGAGCCAGAAAGACAAAGCUCGCAGACUGGAGUGAAAUUGCGGGUUCCAUUUGGUGAUGCAGCUGGUGCAGGCAUGGCAGCUGCACGAGCGCGGCCAAAGUCUGAUCGGCAGGGCAUGACGAAGAGUUCAAGCUCCAUCACAGUUGGUCAAUGGCAACCUCUUACCUAUGGUGCAGCAGCAUCAGACCGAGAUCGAAGUGGUGGUCUCAGCAUCACUGCAGAGGCUACGAAUCACAAGGAGGUCUUCAAUCGCCUGUUCAGCUGCAGCCGCUUGCGCUCAAACAAUCGAUCCUUUAUUGCGUUGCUAUGGGGCUGUGGGCAAAGGCAGUGGCCCAGGCUAAAAAGCAAGAGAAAGAUCCCCAUGAAGCUUCGAAGCUCGCCAAGCGCAUCUAUGGAAAGGCACGAAGAAAGGCGAAGGCCUCAAAGACAACAAUGAAAGCAGCAGCCAUGAAGACGAUGAAGGCCUUUGGCCUGGCGGGGGGAGGCUGCGAUGUACAGCCUACAUACUCCCAGGAUGCCGCACGUAUUUCCAUAGUGUCUCCAUAGUGUUUCCAUAGUAUUGCCCAGUAGUGUUUCCAUAGCAUUCCCAUACUAUACCAUGGACUUGUGGCUGGAGGCAGUAGUGGGAGAACAGAAACAAGAAUCGUUCGAUGCGGAUCUGGAAAGCACAUGGAAGUAAGCACCAG
This is a messenger RNA of Cladocopium goreaui, 3706 nucleotides long. Lineage: Eukaryota; Dinophyceae; Suessiales; Symbiodiniaceae. The record is from the annotation of a GenBank genome assembly.